Molecule: messenger RNA, 987 nt
Organism: Malus domestica (apple)
Lineage: Eukaryota; Viridiplantae; Streptophyta; Magnoliopsida; Rosales; Rosaceae
Product: F-box protein CPR1-like
Molecular function (GO): protein binding
Source: RefSeq, a predicted model, not a curated record
AAGUAACACAAAAAUUCCAAUAAUAAUAAUCAUAAAAGAAUUUCACAAUAUCAAUUAUAUAUGAAAUUAAUAUAAACAACAAACUUUAAGGAUUUGGAUUGUUUGACGAGAAUGAUUAGGUGGAAUCCUUUCCUGAUUUCUCCAGAUUAUUGUUGCUCCUCAGAGAAGAAACCAACGUCAAUGUCAGACUUCCCACCGGAGCUACUGUUCGACAUCCUAUCAAGGCUUCCGCCCAAGGAUUUGAUUCGAUUCCUCAGCGUUUCCAAAGCUUGGAAUGCCAUCAUCCGCCACCACCACUUCAUCAAAGCUCAUCUUCAACGCUCCAUCCAAACCAAUUCCUUUCGCACCAUUUUAGUCAGGUCAAUUGGCUCCCCCUCAUCAGAUUAUUUUUCAUCGGCUGUCAACGGCAGCGAAACGUUCCGGACAGUCGUUAAAAUUGAGCGGCCGUUGAAAUCCCCUGAGAGGUAUCAGAUACUGGGGUGCUCGAUUCAUGGAGUGGUUUGCAUUUGCAAUAGUCUCCGUACUAAUGUCGCUUUGUGGAACCCGUCAAUUCAAAAGUUUAAGAUGAUUCCCCUCCCAGCCAUUGAGCAGCAGCAGCCAUCAUCAGAUUUACAUACAUCCCUAGGGUUCGGGUAUGAUUCAGUUUAUGAUGACUUUAAACAUUUGCGAAUUGCGGAGCUUAGUAAGGGAGUCUUUGUGAGUUCUGAAGUUAGUAUUUAUAGCCUCAUAUUGAACUCAUGGAAAAGGAUCAAGAACUUGCCUCGCAAUGAUUUUAGUACACUGAAUGUGUAUGACACGGCGCUGGAGUUUUCAAAUGGUGCUCUGUGUUGGCUAAUGCCGAACAGAUUAGAUAUGUAUCGAUUCAUAAUUCUGACCUUUGAUCUUGCUACUGAAAAGUAUCGGGAGUUUGACACCCCGGUGGAUGAGGAUUACAGUACCGUCAUGGAGUUGGAGGUUUUAGGGGGCUCUCUAUGUUUCUGUUCAUGA